CGGCCGAAUCUCUCUCUCUCUCUCUCUCUCUCAAUCCUCAUUUUUUGAUAAUUCCAUUCCUUCCCUCCACAUACCGCAGCCAAAGCCAGCGCAAGACAUGGGCGUUUUCCAUCCCAAAACAUUCAUCCUCUUCUUCUUCCUCCUCCUCCUCAUUCCACCCGCUUUUGCAGAUGAUAAUCAAAUAAAUUCUCUACCUGGUGUCAAUACUUCUUCUUCUUCCUCCCCUCCUCCUCUAAGUAUGCCGGAAUACUCCCCGUUCAAACCCACCAUUGCUAUCAUUGUGGGUGUCCUCACCACUAUGUUUUCGAUCAUCUUUCUCCUCCUCCUUUAUGCCAAGCACUGCCAACGCAACCGUUCCUUGCCAAAUUCAAGCGGGCUGGCUCCCGCUCCAAGGAAGAACUCGGGGAUCCACCGCGCCGUCAUCGAGUCCCUCCCCAUUUUCCGCUUCAGCUCCCUUAGAGGUGAGAAGGACGGACUCGAGUGCGCCGUUUGCUUAAACAAAUUUGAACCCACGGAGGUGCUCCGACUCCUCCCCAAAUGCAAACAUGCUUUUCACGUUGAGUGCGUUGAUACCUGGCUCGACGCUCAUUCUACUUGUCCUCUCUGUAGAUACCGGGUCGACCCGGAAGACAUUCUCCUAAUUGGAGACACCCACGUUCUCCACGAAAACGAGCAGAUACCUCCACAUUCAGAUCCGAUUCUGGACCCGGGGCCAAAAUCAUGGACUCAACCAGUUUCCGGUCGGCAUUCGUCUGCCGGGGAAAGAACAACGGCGUUGUUGCAGAAACCGGGUGACCCAGAAGGGGAACCCGGAUGUUCUCGCAAUCCGGCAUCCUACCGGCGGUCCCUGGAUAGCUCCACCUCGACAAACAUAAACGAAACAGUAAACAUCGCACGCUUCGACCGUCCCAGAAAAGACGGCCUCCUCCUAGGCGACGGAGGAAGGAAGAGUACCGCUUCGGACCGAAAACUGGAGCACCGGAUCAUCGUGUCGGGCGGGACGUCCGCGUUACAGCAAAGAUGGAGCGACGUACAGCCGUCAGAUCUGCUACAUCUACGGUCGGAAAUGAUCAUAAACGAAAGCGAGAGAAGGAUGUCGACGAGCACGUCAGUGAGGAAACAGGAGCAGAGAAAGCGGGGGAGAAUCGAGGAAGGUGACAGAAGCGUAAUAAAGACAAGAAGUGUGUCGGAAAUCAUGGGGUUGGGCAGGUUUUCGUUUUCGAGCAGUGGGCAUCAUCAUCAUCAUCGUCAUCGAGAAAGAGACGGGGUUUUACCGAGAUGGUCGGAUGUCGGGUCGGGGCGUACCGCCAUUGGUAGUAGUUAGCCAAACUUUACUAGCUUUUCAGACUAGGUAGUAGUUUCUACAGUACAGGAUUCAGUUUUCUAAAUUAGCAGGAUAAUUUUUUUAAUGUUAGAGGAUUAAAGAAAAAAAAUGGCAAAAUCAUAUGUUAACCCCUAAACUAAUCUUAGAUUUGCUAACUCUAGAUUUGUUAUUGAAUACUUAAACUUUAAGUGAUGUGUAUCACUUUCUAGGCUCCAUGAUCUAAGUGAUUUAGUUUCUAAUUCUUUAUCAAUGGUAAGAAUGAAGGUUAAAUUGUUCAGAUUGUGGAGUCUAGAGGUUUAUUUAUAUCAAUAAAAAUUUAAGGUUUAAUAGUGAAUUUAAAAUUAGUUUAGGGGGCUUAACAUAUAAUUUUCUUAAAAAGAAAAAACAUUAAAAAUUUUGGGUGAAAAAUAUAGCAGCAAUUUAUUGUGGAUGUAAUGGGAGAAGGAAAUUUAUUGUUGGAGACAAGAAAAUCCCAGAUAGCAACAGCACGUGAUUGGUUUAUUGGAAGAAGACAUGAGAGACAACUGUCAUUAGAUAGAAUAGUGUUUUUUGUUUAGGUUUUAUUGUUUAUAAUUUCAAGGGGUUUGUUGAAUUUAUUUUAAGGGUGUAUGUUAAAAAUAUAUUUAUUAUAUUUUA
Rubroshorea leprosula is the source of this 1960-nucleotide messenger RNA. The record is from the annotation of a GenBank genome assembly. NCBI's taxonomy places the organism in Eukaryota, Viridiplantae, Streptophyta, Magnoliopsida, Malvales, Dipterocarpaceae.